Messenger RNA from Colletotrichum gloeosporioides, 1158 nucleotides. RefSeq lists its product as uncharacterized. The record is from RefSeq and is a predicted model, not a curated record. The transcript is spliced from 6 exons. Gene Ontology annotation, molecular function: dioxygenase activity. Lineage: Eukaryota; Fungi; Ascomycota; Sordariomycetes; Glomerellales; Glomerellaceae. The coding region runs from base 1 to 1158 and encodes 385 amino acids.
AUGCCUACGGUCAACGAGUCUGCACCCAUUCCUAAGUGGAAUGCCCCCGAGCCCACCAAAGAGAACUUGGACUUUGUUGAGCUUAUCGAUCUCGACCUCAGCAAGUUCGAACAUCUAGAGACCAGGAAGGAACUAGCCAAGGACUUGCUCCAGGCCGUCACCCAGCAUGGCUUCUUCACCAUUUCAAACCAUGGCAUUUCCACUAAGCUCUGGGAUCACCAAAUGGACGUCGCGAAUGCGGUGAUGAACUUGAGCAAUGAAGAAAAGAGGCCUUACGAAGGAACGCCCGAGGAAGAUCAGAAAGGCAUCUACGUCGGUUUCAAACCCUCUGGAGAACUCGGCACCAAGGGUGGCUUCCACAAAGAAGUCGACCAUUACAAUAUGCUUCUUCACGACUUCGAAACGCGCCCACAUCCGCAAAUCAUCUCCCCGUUCAAGGAAGAGAUCCGACAUCUGAUGCAAACUCUGAAUGGUGAUAUUCAUCGCAAACUACUUAUUCUCGUGGCCAUGGUCUUGGAGGUUCCCGAGCAACUUGUGCUCGCCAUGCAUCGACCGGGUGGCUCGACGACGAAUUACUUCCGAUAUAUGAGCUACUCGCCGCGCAACGAUGCCGACCGAGAAAAGUCCCGCGACCUGUUCUUGCCAGGCCAUGCUGACUGGAGUACCUUUUCCAUCCUGUUCUCGCAGCCCAUCUCUGCUCUUCAAAUCUUGGAUAAUAAAAAUCAGUGGAAAUGGGUCCGAUACAUCCCGCACACCCUCAUCGUCAACGUCGGCGAAGCGCUUGAAUUCCUCACCGGCAGUCUCUUCAAAGCAACCAUACACCGAGUCGUGACGCCGCCUGUGGACCAGCGGCAAAAGCUGCGCAUUGGGAUUCUCUUCUUCACCCGGCCCAACGACGACAAACUCCUGGUGCCCAUCGCAGAGUCGCCGUACCUGCAGAAACUUGACUUGGACACGAGCCAGGAGACUGAGAUGUUCAAGACGAAUGAGUACCUACAGGCAAAGAAACGCGGGUACAAGAAGAAGGAGCUGGAGUACGACUUCGAUCGGCCGAAGGAUGCGAUGAAGCAUGUGGACCCUUUUAGUGAUUAUGAUCCAUUGGACUUGAAGAAGCACAGAGUAUAUGGUGUCGUCGCUCAACAGGACGUUAGUAUGUAA